This is a messenger RNA of Protopterus annectens (West African lungfish), 1382 nucleotides long. RefSeq names its product GTP-binding protein Rhes-like. The record is from RefSeq and is a predicted model, not a curated record. Gene Ontology annotation, molecular function: GTPase activity; GTP binding. Bases 212 to 838 code for a protein of 208 amino acids. NCBI's taxonomy places the organism in Eukaryota, Metazoa, Chordata, Ceratodontiformes, Protopteridae. The transcript has a single exon.
GGGGAAUUUGAUGUUAUUUAUUAACAUAGUUUGACUCAGCAAGUUUUUAGGGAAAGUUUGAAACUGUUUUAUCAAAGACCAUUCUCAAUUCCAGGCAACAGGAUUACUGGCGAAGUCCUAUACCUAAACUCCUCAAACAUCUCUGAUUAGCUGUAGCAUCUCCUGGACUUCUAGCGAAAUACAGGAGCAGAAGAUUCUUUACAAAAUAUAAAUGUCGCUGUCGGUUAAAGAAAAGAGCCACAUCAGGCUGAUGUUCCUUGGAGCAGCUGGGGUGGGUAAAACCUCGCUUAUUCGCAGGUUCCUGCUUGACACAUUUGAAACGAAAUAUAGGAGAACGGUGGAUGAGCUGCACAUCAAGGAGUACAACAUCAGUGGCAUGAAGAUGCAAAUGGACAUUUUGGACACCAGCGGGAGCUACGACUUCCCAGCUAUGAGGAAACUUUCCAUCAAGAACAGUGAUGCUUUUGCUUUGGUAUAUGCUGUGGACGAUGCAGUGUCCUUCGAAACUGUAAAAUCUCUUAGAGAUGAAAUUUUAGAAAUAAAAGAAGAUAAUAAGCUCAUCCCUGUUGUAGUCGUGGGCAACAAAUGCGAUAAUAAGGGUGAGUUGCAGGUUUCGUCUAAAGACAUAGUGUCCACUGUGGAGGUGGAGUGGAACAACAAGCAUAUUGAAACUUCCGCUAAAACCAAUGAGAAUGUGGCCGAAAUCUUUAGUGAGCUUCUUCAACAAGCCAAUUUACCAAGCCGCCUGAGUCCUGCCCUGAGAAGAAGGGAGACAUUUCCCAAAGACAACAGAGCCAAACCACCCAUGAACAAAACCAACAGCUGCACAAUUUCUUAAACGCACGGAAUUCGUGACCAGCCAGUUACUGGGUGAGCAGAUCAGCCGUGCAUCCCACCAAGAGCAGCACCAGUGUCUCCAUGAUGUUUGAAUAGCGGGUGGAACUUUGUCGGGUCGGUACUUCUGCCUAUGUGCCAGAGAGGAAGUCACCUCCAUGCAAAGGGGCAUAAUACUGGACAACACACGUGGUGUCUGGAGAACAAUGCAAAAUGUAUUGUACUAUAAUUAUGCACACUUUGAACACAGACAGGCGGGUAGAGGCUUUCCUGUUAGUCGCAAAUCCUAAUAUAGAUAUAUUGUUGAAAACCAACCCCCUGCUUGUAUUGACCGAUAUUUGAUCUGUGUAUUGGUUUUGAAUUAAUAUGCACUGGUACUAGUAAUUUUCUUGAAUGUAUUUGACCACUUGUAUCUGUAGAAUAUUAUGUACAACAGUAUGUCAUAAGGAGACGGGUAGACAGGUUUCGUUUGCACUUUGUAUAUCAAAUAUGUGUCGCCUAUUAAGAACGUUUUAUAUUUUUUCUUUAUAAAUGUGCCAUUAUUAUUA